AUGUCACGAUUUCUUGGCCUUCGUGGCAAUGGCCUCAACAUUGCCGCUAUUCUUGGCGUCUUGAUGCCGGGGAUCAUGGUAGUCGGCUACAACUCAACGGUACUCGGCGGAGUAUUAUCUUUGGAUAGUUUCGAAAAGCAAUUCCCAGAAAUCAACGUUGAAAUUGCCGACACCCAGUCUUAUGCAUCAGGACUCCAAGGCGUCGCUGUGGCCGCUUUUACAAUAGGCGGGUUUCUCGGGACACUUUCGUGCAUCUGGCUGGGGGACUGGCUUGGGCGUCGGCGUCUCAUGAUGGUAGGAUCGGUUAUCCAAGUCACCGGGACCAUCCUUGCAACCAGCGCCUGCUCCCUUGCACAGCUUAUCGGUGGGCGGAUAAUCAUCGGCUUUGGAGUAGGUGAAAUCUGGGCUACAGUUCCUCUAUGGCUAUCUGAGAUUUCACCCAUCCAAAAGCGUGGAUCCCACGUUGCCACAAAAGGUGUCUUUAGCAGUCUUGGAUGUGCCACAGCCUUGUUCUUGGACUAUGGAAUGUCUUUUACGCAUGAAAGCAUCGCCUGGCGUUUGCCGUUUGGAUUUCCAGUUUUUUUCUCUAUUGUCAUUCUCGGAUUUCUUGCUUUCUUGCCGGAAUCGCCUCGAUGGCUUAUUCGACAAGGGAGAGUCAGCGAGGCUAGAGAAAUUUUAGCAGCACUGGAGAACACCACUAUCGAGGACAAUCUUAUUGAAGCGAGAAUUCUUGAAGUGCAAACCUCGCUGGCACUAUCAGGGAAGGGAAAGCCCCUCAAGCAAAUGUUCUGCAUGGGUCCUCAGAGAACGUUCCACCGAGCUCUUUUAGCUGUUGGUGUUUUGAUACUCGGACAUUUGACAGGUGCUACAGUUACCACCUUUUAUACAACUGCUAUUUUCGAGAACAAUCUAUUGCUAGGUGAAUCAACUUCCAGACUUCUAGCAGCAGUCUACCAGCUGGUCGGUCCUAUUGGUGGUAUUGUCUGUGUCCUCACAAUCGAAUCUUUCGGCCGACGAAAAUUGAUGCUGGCGAGCGCAGUUGGGAACGCCACUUGCCUAGUCUUGCUUGCUAGUCUUGGAUCUAUGCCUGGCAAUCCGUGGGCAACGCACGCUGCUGUCUUCUUUCUGUUUCUUUUCCACUUCACUUACAUUAUUGGUUUCGGAGGCAUCCCAUACCUUUAUACCACAGAAAUUGCGCCUCUACAUAUCCGCACGACAGUGAUCAGCUUGAGCAUGAGCAUCUCGUGGAUGUUUGGCGUUGUCAUCACCAGCGUCACUCCGAUCGCAUUCAACAGCAUGGGGCAGCGAUUUUUCUUCAUCUUUGCGGCGCUCAAUAUGGCAAUGGUACCAGCCAUUUACUACCUUUUUCCUGAGACGUCCGGGCGCAGUCUCGAAGAGAUGGACGAAAUAUUUGCCCUCUCAGAAAGCACCUUCGAAGCUGUCAAAGUCGCCAAACGACUUCCGCGUCGUCACUGCAAAAACUCGACGCUCCGGGAAGCAAUGGUGGAGAUUGCUAUCACUACCAAGAAAGUAUAG
Messenger RNA from Penicillium riverlandense, 1536 nucleotides. RefSeq lists its product as uncharacterized. Gene Ontology annotation, biological process: transmembrane transport; carbohydrate transport. Bases 1 to 1536 code for a protein of 511 amino acids. Gene Ontology annotation, molecular function: carbohydrate:proton symporter activity. Gene Ontology annotation, cellular component: membrane. The transcript has 2 exons. NCBI's taxonomy places the organism in Eukaryota, Fungi, Ascomycota, Eurotiomycetes, Eurotiales, Aspergillaceae. The record is from RefSeq and is a predicted model, not a curated record.